Aphanomyces invadans is the source of this 2490-nucleotide messenger RNA. RefSeq lists its product as hypothetical. The transcript is spliced from 11 exons. The record is from RefSeq and is a predicted model, not a curated record. The coding region runs from base 42 to 2321 and encodes 759 amino acids. Gene Ontology annotation, biological process: microtubule-based movement. Gene Ontology annotation, molecular function: microtubule binding; ATP binding; microtubule motor activity. Lineage: Eukaryota; Oomycota; Saprolegniomycetes; Saprolegniales; Verrucalvaceae.
UCGCAUUCCCCUCCAUUUGGCCGCGUGUGCACUGGAACAACAUGUCUAAGGCAUCCAAGAACGAUGAAAGCGUCCGGGUGAUGGUGCGCAUUCGCCCGAUGAGUACCAAGGAGAAGCAAGACGGUCGACAGGCAGUGACGGUCGCGAGUUUCGAGCGGGCAGAGGUCACCAUCACCAACCCAACUGGUGCUUCGUCCGAACCGCCGAAAGCGUUCACGUUCGACGCAGCGUUUGGAUCGCAAUCGACACAGCAGCAAGUGUACGACACGGCCGCCACAGCGAUUGUAGAAGCCGUCAUGGACGGGUACAACGGCACGAUCUUCGCUUACGGCCAGACGGGUGCCGGCAAGUCGCAUACGAUGGAAGGUUAUCCAGAUCCUCCUGACCAGCGCGGGAUCAUUCCAAACUCUUUCAAGCACAUUUUUGACAAGGUUGCAAUCACGAAAAAGAAACAAGUCCUCGUUCGCGCGUCCUACUUGGAAAUUUACAACGAAGAGAUCCGCGAUCUCCUGUCCAAGGAUCCGAAGGCGAGCCUGGACUUGAAGGAGAAUGUCGACUCGGGUGUGUACGUGAAGAACUUGACAGCGCAGGUCGUCAAGGACGCCGCCGAAAUUGACGCUGUUAUGCAGCAGGGCAAGAAGAAUCGCAGCGUCGGUGCAACCAUGAUGAACCAGACGUCGUCACGGUCCCAUUCGCUCUUCACAAUCGUCGUUGAGUGCUUGUCGGAAGGAAUCGACGGCAAAGACCAUGUGUGCGUCGGGAAACUCAACUUGGUUGAUUUGGCCGGGAGUGAGCGGCAGAGCAAGACCGGCGCGACUGGAGACCGUCUUCAGGAAGCAAACAAGAUCAACUUGUCAUUGUCGGCGCUUGGGAAUGUAAUUUCUGCGCUAGUGGACGGCAAAUCCAAACACAUCCCGUACCGCGACUCAAAGCUCACCCGUCUGCUGCAAGACUCUCUCGGGGGCAACACCAAGACGGUCAUGAUUGCCAACUGCGGACCCGCCGACUACAAUUAUGAAGAAACCCUCACAACGCUGCGGUAUGCAAGCCGCGCCAAGCAAAUAAAAAAUAAACCUAAGAUCAACGAAGACCCGAAGGACGCAAUGAUCCGAGAGUUUCAGGAAGAGAUUGACGCGCUCAAGGCGAAACUCGCGGCGUUUUCGAACGGUGGCGGAGUUAGUAGCGUCGGGGGAGACGGUGGCCCUGGGUUAAUGCAACUGGAGCAACCUGAAGCCAAAGUUGAAGUAGUCGAGAAGGUCGUUGAGAAGGUGAUUGUCGAGAAAGGCAUCAGCGAAGAAGAGGCGAAAAGGAUCGCGGAAAAGGCCAAGCAAGAGAUUGGCGCCGCACGAAAACAGGCAGCAGAAGAGCUGAGUGCCGCCGCCAAGGACAACGCGCUGGCCGAGCACAACAAGCGCGAGAUGGAACUCAAACUCGAAAUGGAGCAAAAGCAGCAGGAGGAGAUGGAAAAACAGCAACGCGCACUACUCCUCAAACUUCAGUCGAUGGAAGCUAAGCUUCUCGUGGGUGGCGAAAUCAUGAACAAGGCUGCCGAGCAAGAGGACGAACUGCGCAAGACCAAGCUCGAACUGGAAGAGCGAAAGAGGCAAGAGCUCAAGCUGGCGCGCGAGCUCGCCGAACGCGAAGAGGCCAACUUGAUGAAGGAGGAAAAGUACCAAUCCUUGCAAGAAGAAGCAGAGGCAAAAACGAAGAAGCUCAAGAAGGUAUUCGGUAAAGUUAAAGAAGUCCUGGCCGAGAUUAAGCAAAUGGAGAAAGCGCAUGGACGGGAGCGAGAAGACUUGCUCGAUACGAUUCGAGAGCUCACGGCACAGUUCAAGCUCAAGACGCUCGUUCUUGAAUACUUUAUGCCACGUGAAGCAGCCACUAUCCUCGAAAACGCAGCGCAUUGGGACGACGACGACGAUAACUACCGCUUGGAUCAUUUGGAAUUGUCCGGAAAUGCGCUUCGUCCUCGGCAACGUCCCGCUUCAGCGAGCGGCCUCCGACGGCCCGAAACUGCAUCCGAGAAAUCCCGCAAGAAGUACGUUUCGACGGAAGAUGACCAAGGCCCAGAGGUCGAAGUUCACAUCGAGCGCAACCAAUACUUGGUGUACACUUCGGACGAAGAAGGCGAGGGGUAUGCCUUGGCCGAAGACCGGAUCGUGAACCCGCCUGUGGCGACGAAAGAGCGACCAAAAACGUCCAAGAAGUCGUCAAAGAAGACGAAAGAGGGCAACUCGUCGUCGACGAGCAGCACCAGCGGAAGCAGUACCAAGCGACCAGAAACAGCCAAGAAGCGCGAGAAGCGCGAAAAGGCCCAGUAAAGUCUCAGCCCCACGCACGAGAACCCCCUCAGCACAACCUAUCCCUUUUUCAUGUACCUCCACCAUAGUUUUUCGAUCGAGCGUGUUUGUUAGCUGACAGCACAAUGAGCCCAUUGAGGAGAUCGUUGCUGUAACCCCUCGAUGAAAUUCAUGCUUCAACCAUUUUCAC